Medioppia subpectinata is the source of this 1518-nucleotide messenger RNA. NCBI's taxonomy places the organism in Eukaryota, Metazoa, Arthropoda, Arachnida, Sarcoptiformes, Oppiidae. The record is from the annotation of a GenBank genome assembly.
AAUGAGUGCUUGAAUUGGUUUGUGUUGUGUUUGCAAUACAUUUAGUAUUGAGUGAACGGUUGAGUGCAUUGAAGACAAUACACUAUAAGUCACAUCCAAUCGCAUCCCAUCUGAAGAUAUGGUCGAUUCCGACAAAUUGAAUAUCGACUCAAUUAUCCAAAGACUUCUCGAGGUUCGCGGAUCGCGUCCGGGAAAGAAUGUCCAGUUGUCCGAAGCGGAGAUCAAAAGUCUUUGCGUCAAAUCACGGGAAAUAUUUCUGAGUCAACCCAUUCUUCUGGAGUUGGAGGCGCCCCUCAAGAUAUGCGGUGACAUUCACGGCCAGUACUACGAUCUGUUGCGGCUCUUCGAGUACGGAGGGUUUCCGCCCGAAAGCAAUUACCUAUUCCUCGGAGAUUACGUCGAUCGCGGCAAACAGUCCUUAGAAACCAUAUGUCUAUUACUCGCCUACAAAAUCAAAUAUCCGGAGAACUUCUUCCUCUUGCGGGGCAAUCAUGAGUGCGCUUCCAUUAACCGCAUCUACGGUUUCUACGAUGAAUGCAAAAGACGUUAUAAUAUAAAAUUGUGGAAAACGUUCACCGAUUGUUUCAAUUGUCUUCCUGUGGCGGCCAUUGUUGAUGAGAAGAUCUUCUGUUGUCACGGAGGCCUGAGUCCUGAUCUCCACUCUAUGGAACAAAUUCGCCGCAUUAUGCGGCCGACGGAUGUGCCCGACCAGGGAUUGCUGUGCGACCUGUUGUGGUCGGAUCCGGACAAAGAUGUGAUGGGUUGGGGCGAGAAUGACAGAGGGGUGUCGUAUACGUUCGGCGCCGAUGUGGUCGGAAAGUUCCUCCAUAAACACGACUUGGACCUCAUCUGCAGAGCUCAUCAGGUUGUCGAAGACGGGUAUGAAUUCUUUGCAAAGAGACAAUUGGUUACACUGUUCUCUGCGCCCAACUAUUGCGGCGAAUUCGAUAACGCGGGAGCAAUGAUGUCAGUGGACGAGACUCUUAUGUGCUCUUUCCAGAUUCUUAAACCGGCGGAUAAGAAGAAGUUCCCGUACGGAGCGAUGAAUGCAAGCCGACCGCUGACUCCGCCGAGAGGUCAGGUGACCAAAAAGAAUAGCAAGAAAUGAGUGGUGCUCUACAAUAGCCACCCGAACCCGACAAACAUUAGGUGUCGAUAUUUAUAAUGCAAUUCACUUUGUUUUUUGUAGAGUUGUGUUCAAACCAAUGAAUUCCUUAUUAUUGUAAUUAAAUUUAAUGAAAGAACAAAUGUUUUUAGUUUAAGUAAUAUUUCUCGUAAUCAAAUUGUAAGCCAAACAAAACCAAAACACAAACAAAACUCUCGUUUUUUUAAUAACGAGUUUUACUUCAAAACAUUUCUCUCAACUAUUGGUAAACAUCUCUGUUAUUCAUGCCAUCAGUUUAUAUGAUCUCUUGAUAUAUAACGUAAAUGAAUAUUUUGAUCGCACAUUAAAUAGUAUCGCAUAUUAUUAUCAUUGAUAAUAAAUUCUACAUACAUGUAUGUUUACAGAGAAUGGAC